GAUCUAACUCUAACUGCGAUACCAAAAACCUUGAGCCCAUCACCAUUGAUUCAUUCUUGAGUCAUACAAGACUCAUGUAUGUGAUAACAGCCUUAUCUGCUGCACGUGUCCGUCUUCCGAUGAUCCUGUACACGUACUUGCGUGUGUGAAUGGGCUCUGAUAUGAAAACUGAUAGUGCCAGAACAACAUGAUUUGCCUAAAAGGUCAUCGCAGAUCUUCUAUGAUUGGUCGUGACAUAUUACUUCACGUAGGAAUCGCCCUCGAUGCACGAUAACAUGUCGCCAACAGCCAUGUAUGCGGGCAUCUAAAGGCGCUUUCUUUUUGCAUUAUGCCGUGGAUUACGACUCGGUUGGACUUUAAGCUGCGGUCACGGUGCAUUCAGAGGCCAUCUAGUGUUGUGUUCAAUACGCCUCUAUCAUUCAAUCUACCAUGGAUUUACUUCGCAAUAGACGCAAACAAGCAGCCUCGACGGAACCCUCAAUCGAGCCCUCUCUUGAUGUUACGUCUCUCCCUUCCAUCUCUGGUUCCAUGAGCCCUCCAGAGCCAUGGGAGGAAGUAGACAUAUCAUCCACCGACUAUGCCCGCAGGCGCAGGGAACUUAUGGAAAUGAUGGCUGACCUCCGAUCCAUGGGUGCCGACGCGUUGAUUGCCUUACCAUCUGUAGUCGUAAUUGGUGGCCAAUCCGCGGGCAAAAGCUCACUCGUCGAAGCCGUCAGUGGGAUCAACGUCCCAAGAGAUAGCGGAACGUGUACAAGAUGCCCUAUGGAAUGCAACAUGUCUAGUCAUGCCAAAUCGUGGUCCUGCACCAUCACCCUACGUAUCGGUUUCGAUAGUAACGGCCUAGACCUUCAAAAGCCUACUAAUGUGCGAUUUGGCCCAACGAUCACUGACAGAAGUGAAUUCGAAGUUUGGCUGCGUCGUGCUCAGGCAGCCAUUUUGAACCCGAAUGUUGCUUCUUCGACUUUCCACGCAAAGACCGUCGAGGAACUCAAGAACAUAAAAAACACAUUGAAGUUUUCCCGCAACGUAGUAUGCGUCUCGAUUGAAGAUCCCGACGCAACUGACCUGUCAUUCUAUGAUCUACCUGGCCUAAUACAAAACGAAGAACCUGAAGCUGUCGCGUUGGUGAAAAAUUUGGCAGAACAUUACAUCGAGAAAAAAAAUACUAUCAUAUUGACCACAAUUCCCAUGAGCGAUGACAUGGAAAAUCAACAAUCUAUGAGUCUCGCCAGGGCCGCUGACCCCAAUGGAAAGCGAACAAUCGGCGUACUUACGAAGCCUGAUACGCUUGGUACUGGAGCUAUCAACCAGCGCCGCAAAUGGGUAGAAAUCAUCGAAGGUCGUUCGGAGGAGCACACACUGAAGCACGGUUUUUACUGUGUGCGUCUUCCUGAUGAUUCCGAACGUGCACAGCGCCUGUCUCGUGCUGAAUCGCAAAGGCGUGCUGCUGAAUAUUUUGACACGACGUCGCCAUGGAAGGACGUAACCGAGCGUCAUAGGUUCGGCAUUCCAGGCUUUGUCUCCGACAUAAGCCGACUGCUCAUUCAAUUGAUCGAGGAAACUUUACCGUGUCUCAGAGAAGAUGUCGACACGCUCCUCGCGAAAUGUAUCAAGGACUUCGAUGAACUGCCCCCACCACUUGAAAACGACCCACAAAUCGAAGUUUUAGGACGAGUUAAUACGUUCUGCGAUGACUUCAAGAGCUUUGUGAAUGGCAGUCACGAAGACAAAAGUCUUGCACAGCGGAAUCGUGCUCUCUAUGCUAUUUUCAAAAGGAAUAUACGCGGCACUGCCCCUGACUUUAGGCCUUUCAAUGACCCGGAAGACUAUGUUCCACUGGAUGAUACUGAAGGGAACAUGACUCUUACUGAGCGAGACCCAGGCGUGAAAGCGAUGGGCAUAUAUGACAUCAGCAGGGUCAUCCAAGAGGCAAUUGGAUGGGAGCUUCCGAACAACGUGCCAUAUCAGGCAAAGGCAAACCUCAUUACUCAAUUCACCAAACUUUGGGUUGUUCCUUCUGAGCGCUGUCUUGCUGGUGUCAAUAAUGUGCUUGACCAAGUCGUCGACACGCUCAUAAGCACCCAUUUUGGACGCUUCAAGGUUCUCGAGGAAUAUUUUGGCAAUUUGAUUCGAAUUCAGGUUGACCUCUGCAAGGCGCGUGCCAAAGACGCCGUCAAAACAGCGUUGGAUCUGGAAACCAUUCCACACUAUACUCAGAACACGCACUAUCUUCAGACACUCCGCGAAAAAUGGCUGGCUCAUUAUAAGACAGUUCGGAGUAGACCUGUUCUGUACAGGGCACCCGAAGCUCCAUCAUGGCUAGCUUCUGAGGGCGAAUGUGACAAUAUCCCUCCUCCCUUCAAGGAAUUUGACAGUUCGACUUGCCCUAAUCCGGUCUCAUUGGCUAGUCCUGGCAAGAAAAAGUCUAUCAAUAAUGGCAAGUACUAUGAGACGUUCGAGGUGCCUAAGCCCAAAGAAAUGCCCGAGACGCCCAAGGCCAAAGCUUUGAGGGCUCUUGCGGAAGCGGGAUAUGCGGGUCUUCAGGUUUCGGAUCUCGCACGGUUAUUACCUCCCGACUCAUUCGAGGAAGAGUUGGUUGUGAUGGCUGACGUUCGAGCUUACUUUCACGUUGCUUAUAAGCGUAUCAUCGACCAUAUUCCUUUCACGAUCGAGCAUGCUCUUCAUCAUGCCCUAGCAAAACAACUUUCGCAGAGCCUUCUCACGAGCUUACUGACUGAUGCCGCAUCUGGACCCAACUUCUCUGAGCGUAUGAAGGAGUUGGUCAGCGAAGAUGCUUCCAUUGCUCAGAGACGCCUGAUGCUCUCGACAAGAAAAGAGCGCCUAUUGAACAUUCGCCGGAGACUCAUGACCUUCAGUAAUAGUGCUUGAUCAUUGCGAGGCGUCACGACGUAUACUUUCAUGAUAUUCUUUACCUCCUGUCGGCAAUUGGUGUUGCUGUAUUGUACUGUUACAUUUCAUACUUGCGAACAAAGUAGUCUGAUUCUCUACUCGUAUCGGUGCAUUUCCAUUUCUUGUGAUAAAAGGAAGAGGCUUUGAG
Molecule: messenger RNA, 3058 nt
Organism: Suillus plorans
Lineage: Eukaryota; Fungi; Basidiomycota; Agaricomycetes; Boletales; Suillaceae
Product: P-loop containing nucleoside triphosphate hydrolase protein
Exons: 13
Coding region: 430-2889 (819 amino acids)
Cellular component (GO): membrane; cytoplasm; microtubule
Molecular function (GO): GTPase activity; GTP binding; microtubule binding
Source: RefSeq, a predicted model, not a curated record